Messenger RNA from Dermacentor albipictus, 2887 nucleotides. RefSeq lists its product as uncharacterized. Lineage: Eukaryota; Metazoa; Arthropoda; Arachnida; Ixodida; Ixodidae. The record is from RefSeq and is a predicted model, not a curated record.
UCCGCGUGCGCACACAGCCAACUGAAGGCGCACCGAUAAGCCGGCCUUAACGUCAUAGAGCCGCAAACUGCGGGGCAUACAUGCAAGCAAUGCCGGUAGUGCCAGCGCGUCAUCUCAAAUCUUUGCCAUGACAUCAGAGUACUGGAAAAACUGCACUUCGUACAGAAGCUUCAGAAGUGACUGCGAACCGUAGGGGCUUCCAUGCUGGCGCAUUAGCUGUGAGCUUCAGAUGUACUGUGCGUGGAUCUUCGUCAAAAGUGGUGAUUCAAGUUAAACCAAGCGAAAGUCGGAGCCAUGGCUUGGUUCUCAAAGAAAGACCAAGGCACCACACUUACCGGUUUCGCCAGAAUCCUCGCUAAUGCAGAUGCUGCUGUUUUCGGCAGUGUGGACGAUGUCCUCGCCAUCUUUAAGACCAUUGACAAGGAGUUCUCCAAAGGCAGCACCACCCGUGUCAGUGCCAUCUGCACAUUCGAAGCAGAGUCUUCGUGCUGGGCGGUCGAUCGUCAGCUAGCUUGGAACACCUUGUUGAACCAUCGCGGCGUUGAAAUGAUCCAGCUGCAGAAAGGCAGGCUUCACUUUCGUUCGUUGAACAUUGAUCCAGAGGACUUGACGGCGACUGGUGACGUCAAGUUCCUCUGUCUGUACCUGUGGCUUCUGAGACAGCAUCGGUGCAUCUCUGGAGUCGUCCUGUCGAUUCCUGUCCUGGCACCGAGGCAUGCGGGUCUGUUCGUGUCACUGCUGAGGCUCACGAAUUACGUGGAAAAGUGUGAGAUACACGGCAGCGAUCCACUCAAAGGACAAUCUCUCGCAAAGGCCGAGCCGAGGGCAAACACUCUAGACUACUUAUAUCUGCUGAGAGAGCUGGGACUGUCUGCGGUCCACUUGAUGGAUAAUGACGUCACCAUCCUGGCCCGUCUUGUGGAACGAAACAAGUGUCUCAAUGCCCUCGUCCUUAUCGACGUAGAGAUGAGCGUGCAGGCCUUCGCCCAGCUCGUCGCCAAGGUGGUGAAACACAAGAAACUGGAAGACUUGCGCAUUAAGAUGACCGCCAUGGAAGACGAGCCAUUGUUCAACAAAACCCUGAGACUAAUUGGCCAAUCAUGCACCAUCAGGAGGCUGUACGUCCACGUCGACCGCGGCUUGUCAAGCCUGCUGCAGGGUCUCCUCAAAAACACGUCCUUGAGAGAACUUACCCUGGAGCCGACGAUCAACGACGCGAAAGUGCUUUGCGCGCUGGCUAACUUUCUCGAGAAACGGAAGACUUGCAAACACCUGAAGGCUUGCCUCAAUACCAGCGAGUUUGUGACCGUGUCUCGCGCGCUAGACGACAUGCAACGAAUCGUCGGCAAGAGUUCGCUGCGCACCUUGGUGCUUUCGGGAUCGACGGUCGCGCCUCUAGCUGCACGUCGGCUCGCCGAUGGAGUCGCGGUGAGCAAAACGCUGAAGGAGCUACAUCUGGACGGCUGCCAGCUCACAUGCGCCGACGUCCUGUCCUUCGUGGUGGCCAUCGAACGGUGCGCGGCAUUCGGUCAAUUCAAAGAACUAAACGUGGGCACACUGCUUGGGAAAGAGCACGAGCAGCGCGACCUUUUCAGGAACAUAGUGAUGGCAGGCGUCAGCGACAAGAUCACGCUCGUCUCUAAUGACUGCCUCGUGGCGCCCUUGUGCGAAGCGCUGAAAACGAACAUAACACUUGUCAAUGUUUCUCUCUCCUAUGGAAAAGCUACGGAGAUUGACCCUCUUCUGUAUGUCCUAAGAAACACGGUGGGGACAUUGAGGAACCUGUGCAUCGACACUCCUCAAGUACUCGGUAGCGUGGGCGGCCGGUUCCUAGCUCACAUCAUCCGGAAAGGCGACUCGCUCAAGGUUGUCCGACUGCGCUGCCGAACCGAAACGAGCGUGUCCAUUCAUAUCCUCAAGGCUUUGGCGGAGUCCAGGAGCGUGGCCCUUCUAACAAUCGAGCGUUGGGACCUUUCCGAGAGCGUCGGAUGUGCCUUCGCGGACAUGUUGCGCCAGAACCGCAGCUUGAACCGUCUCGAGUUUUACUGGAGUGAUGCCGACUCUUAUGUGUUCUUCAAGAGGCACCUGAAGAGGGGUCUCAAGGUCAACGCGUCUGUGUCGGUCGUGAAGAUGUACCAGGGCCAGCAGCGUGACGAAGUGGCAUUAUGCCGCUUUGGCACACUGCAGUCUCUCCACAAGAACGCGAUGAUACUGGCUUGGGUCACGGACGUCAUCCUGAGGGACGGAAUGUGUCUUGAGGCUGCCGCGGCCGCUGCCUUCUUUAAGGUUUGCGAUGCGCCUCUGGAUCUGUUUCAGCGGACAGCCGAUUUCUCGCCCCGUACGGCUACGAAUCGCGUACGCAUGGCUCGCAUGGCGACGAGGACGCAGUACUAUGCCUUGCUUUCUGCGUUUGGCGAUGGGCUCGAGUAUAAUUUGACGCCUCUCGGACGAGCUCUCUUUCAGAAUAUGCUUUAUUCUAUGCGUGACGACGUCUUGAGCGCCAUGGGUCUUCAAGCCGACCUCUACGGAUAGUAGCAGCUUAGACUGGGAAUGAAAUGUUUGCUGCAAUAUUUUUUUUGCAGCUGAAGGCAGAGGCGGAACCCUAUAGUGAACUUACAAGUUUGGGGGGGUUUUCCAGCACUACGAUGUUUGUUGGUGUUUCGAUUUCGACAACGUGUUGGUGCUUUUCUGUACACAGCGCUGUAUCACUUCCAUUUCUUCGUAGAAUUGUAUAUAUGGGUUUAGUCGGACUUCUCAGGUUAUCGGCGCAAAAGUGGCAGCAAAAGACAAUGUGAAGUUUAGUGCUGCUGUUUUACCUUUACAGUGACAUCCAGCAUGCCUCCCGAGAUAACAUGAUCGCGUCAUCCAUUAAACUUUUUCCUACUUG